Messenger RNA from Varanus komodoensis (Komodo dragon), 386 nucleotides. RefSeq names its product chromosome unknown C16orf96 homolog (gene CUNH16orf96). Lineage: Eukaryota; Metazoa; Chordata; Lepidosauria; Squamata; Varanidae. The transcript is spliced from 4 exons. The coding region runs from base 12 to 350 and encodes 112 amino acids. The record is from RefSeq and is a predicted model, not a curated record.
UGCUGCAGAAGAUGUGCCUGCAGGACAAGGACUGGCAGAAGGCGCUGGAGAAGCUCUUCACCGACAUGGACUGCAAGCUGGACCGGAUGGCGCUGGACCCCCUGAGCAAGCAGCUGGAGGACGUGUGGCAGUUCAUCAAGAAGUUCCUGAGCGAGGGCCCCCGCUUCGACGCAGACAGCGCCGCCGGCUUCAAGAGGCAGCUCUUCGAGAGGGUGAAGUGCAUCUCGUGCGACCGGCCGGUGACCAUGAUGACGGGGCCGCACAUGAUCACCAUCCGCAAGCCGGCCCAGAGGCCCCGCCCCGCCAGCGCCAACGGCUACGAGUACCUGACCCGGCCACAGAGGAAGUGAGGAGGAGCCCCUGGGGGGCAGCUGGACAGUGCCCAC